AUGGGCACUUCCAACGUCAUACUUCGUGAUGUUACUGGCAGUGCUGCUGAUGGCAGUCACCUUGCUGCUAACGUAGCGCCGGUGGGAGACCAUCAGUGUCCUUGCCUGAGGUUGAGGGGAGUGGGAGCGGCAGUGGUUGAGGGGACUGGGAGCGGCAGUGGGGACUGGGAGCGGCAGUGGUUGAGGAGUGCGGGAGGGGAAGAUGUCGAGAGGGGAUCAGUGUACACGGUGUGA
This is a messenger RNA of Babesia bigemina, 234 nucleotides long. RefSeq lists its product as hypothetical. Lineage: Eukaryota; Apicomplexa; Aconoidasida; Piroplasmida; Babesiidae. The transcript is spliced from 6 exons. The coding region runs from base 1 to 234 and encodes 77 amino acids. The record is from RefSeq and is a predicted model, not a curated record.